CUAACCCUGCCUUCAACCACCCCCAUUAAUUAGUACUGCAAGAAGAGUGAAUGAGUGAUGGCUCUCCAAGGAGAUAAUCUUGUUGUUUCUGUUAGAAAGCUUGAGAAGAUGCUUAGCAUGAAAGGAGGCAAAGGAGAGAGUAGCUAUGCCAACAACUCUCAAGCUCAGGCAAAACAUGCAAGAUCGAUGCUGCACCUUUUGGAGAGUACACUGGACAGGGUGCAACUAGAAUCUUCCCCUGAGACACCAUUUGCGGUGGCGGACUUGGGUUGUUCAUGCGGCGGCAACACCAUCUACAUAGUUGACGUCAUCAUCAAACACAUCACCAAGCGUUACGAGGCCAUGGGAAGUGAACCACCAGAGUUCUCAGCCUUCUUCUCUGACCUCCCUUCCAACGACUUCAAUACACUCUUCCAGCUUCUCCCUCCACUGGCCAUUAACGGUGGUAGCAUGGAGGAGUGCCUCGCAGCCGACGGCCACCGCUCUUACUUCGCAGCAGGCGUCCCUGGCUCUUUCUACCGGCGUCUUUUUCCGGCGAGAUCCAUAGAUGUUUUCUACUCCGCUUUCUCCUUGCAUUGGCUCUCUCAGGUGCCGGAGAUCGUGAUGGAUAAGAGAUCGACGGCUUAUAACAAGGGAAGAGUAUUCAUCCACGAUGCAGGUGAGAGCACGGCCAAUGCUUAUAAGAAACAGUUCCAAGCGGACUUGGCGGGAUUCCUUAGGUCACGAUCACGUGAAAUGAAGAAAGGCGGGUCCAUGUUUCUCGUUUGCUUAGGAAGAACGUCGGUGGACCCCACUGAUCAAGGUGGGGCCGGUUUACUUUUUGGGACCCACUUUCAAGACGCCUGGGAUGAUCUCGUCAAAGAGGGUCUGGUGGAGAGUGAGAAAAGAGACAGCUUCAACAUACCAGUGUAUGCACCAAGCCUGCAAGACUUCAAGGAGGUAGUGGAAGCCGAUGGCUCAUUUGGCAUUAACAAGCUGGAAGUAUUCAGAGGAGGUAGCCCUCUAGUGGUUAACCGGCCAGAUGAUGAAGCAGAAGUGGGAAGGGCCUUAGCUAACAGUUGCAGGAGUGUUUGUGGGGUCUUAGUUGAUGCUCACAUAGGAGACCAACUCAGUGAAGAGCUCUUCAAAAGACUUGAGUGUAGAGCCACUAACCAUGCUAAAGAUCUUAUAGAACAACUACAGUUCUUUCACAUAGUUGCUUCUCUCUCCUUUGCAUAGAAGACAAGAAAAAAAAAGAUUGAAAGCAAAAAUGAAUCCAUCCACACAUACCCAACAGAGAUAGGGAUGUAUCAUUCAUGGUGGCCUGCUCUCUCUGUCUCUCUUGAAAAAAAUCUUCUUUCUUUGUGGGUGGGAGUGUGUGUGCAUCUGUGUAUGUUUUGUUAUUACUGACUGUGAAGUCACCUUUAUACUUGAUGGGUUAAUGUCUUUGACUCAUUUUAUGUUCCCUUGAAUCUGAACUUCUUAAGUAAAGUGAACCCAUUUUCAUUUUACUUUCUUUUGUGGCUUAUGAUUGUGUCCAUGUAAGUGAGGGUACUUUGAUUAUAGGGUUU
Molecule: messenger RNA, 1550 nt
Organism: Telopea speciosissima
Lineage: Eukaryota; Viridiplantae; Streptophyta; Magnoliopsida; Proteales; Proteaceae
Product: indole-3-acetate O-methyltransferase 1-like
Exons: 4
Coding region: 58-1218 (386 amino acids)
Biological process (GO): methylation
Molecular function (GO): S-adenosylmethionine-dependent methyltransferase activity
Source: RefSeq, a predicted model, not a curated record